AUGUCUGCAAGCGCACCCUAUGUUGGCUACGCCAGGCGCACAUCAAGAGCUGGCAGCCGGUAUAUAUCAAGUAUAUGCUGGUCUUACUAUAGUCGAUUAACAUUCUACCAACAAGUCGAAUGGGAUACCAGGAUUUAUUCUAACAUUCACGCUGUCAUUGUUAUUAUCUGCUGUGGUACAAUAGCUUUGGGUGAUCAGGCUGGAGGAAUAGCACCUUAUAUAUCGGCUCUCAGAAUGUUAUCUGAGGCAUCGACACCUUUUGUCAAUCAAAGGUGGUUCUUAGAUGCUUGUAAAUAUGAAAGAGGAACAUCCAUCUACGUCAUCAACGGACUAUUGAUGACUGCUUCGUUUUUCCUAUCGCGACUGUGUCUCGCGCCUAUUCAGUACCAUGUUAUUUACCAUUAUUGGCAAACGGGUGUCUUGAAUGCUAUGACAAGUUUAGAAGUGUUCGCUUUGAUCAUUCUACCAGCUAUUGCUGAUGUACUGAACUGUUAUUGGUUCUACAAAAUGCUUCGAGGAGCUUUCAAGAUAGUGACUUCGUUGUUUAAAGAUAAUACGGCGAAAAAAUUAAAAGAUUAA
Messenger RNA from Trichoplax adhaerens, 579 nucleotides. RefSeq lists its product as uncharacterized. Gene Ontology annotation, cellular component: membrane; endoplasmic reticulum. Lineage: Eukaryota; Metazoa; Placozoa; Uniplacotomia; Trichoplacea; Trichoplacidae. The transcript is spliced from 5 exons. The coding region runs from base 1 to 579 and encodes 192 amino acids. Gene Ontology annotation, biological process: lipid homeostasis. The record is from RefSeq and is a predicted model, not a curated record.